AUGGCUACCGAUACCAAUACCUACAAGCUCAACCACACUAUGAUCCGGGUCAAGGACCCAAAGCGAUCAGUGGAGUUCUACGAGUUCCUUGGGAUGAGUGUGAUUAAGAAGUUGGAUUUCCCCGAAUGGAAGUUCUGUAAUUAUUUCCUUUCCUACAAUGGACCAAACUCCUUGCAAGGCGACCGACACUUUACCGACCGCAACGCCAACAUCGAGCUUACCCACAACUAUGGCACUGAGAAUGACCCCAACUAUAGUGUGGUUAACGGCAACACUGAGCCUUACCGGGGAUUCGGCCAUCUCUGCAUCUCGGUCGACAACAUUGAAGCCGCGUGCAAGCGCAUUGAGGACGCUGGAUACCAGUUCCAGAAGAAGUUGACUGAAGGUCGCAUGCGCCACAUCGCCUUCGCCAAGGAUCCCGAUGGAUACUGGGUUGAGAUUAUUCGUCGCGGUGAUGAAGACCUUACUCCCACCACCGACCCAAGCAGCUACCGGCUGAACCACACCAUGAUCCGUGUCAAGGAUGCCGAGAAAAGCUUGAAAUUCUACCAGGAGAAACUGGCGAGAACCCCGACAACAAGUUCAAUCCUAUACUUCUUGGGUUAUCCGGGGGCCAACCCCCCUAUCAAGGACGGUGUUAAGAACGCCGUCGCUGAAUGGGAAGGCUUGCUUGAGCUGACAUGGAACUACGGGACCGAGAAGGAGGAAGGUCCAGUAUACCACAACGGGAACACGGAGCCUCAGGGAUUCGGCCAUAUCUGCAUCACUGUCGAUGACUUGGAGGCUGCCUGCCAGCGUUUUGAGGAUCUUGGUAUUCCAUGGAAGAAACGUCUUACGGAGGGUAAAAUGCACAACGUGGCCUUCAUCCUGGACCCGGAUGAAUACUGGAUCGAGGUAAUCCAGAACGAGCGGAUCAAGCGCACUUCCAACUGGUAA
This is a messenger RNA of Penicillium chermesinum, 936 nucleotides long. RefSeq names its product lactoylglutathione lyase GLO1. Gene Ontology annotation, molecular function: metal ion binding; lactoylglutathione lyase activity. The transcript is spliced from 4 exons. The record is from RefSeq and is a predicted model, not a curated record. NCBI's taxonomy places the organism in Eukaryota, Fungi, Ascomycota, Eurotiomycetes, Eurotiales, Aspergillaceae. The coding region runs from base 1 to 936 and encodes 311 amino acids.